AUGGUGAUGUAUUGUCUUGCCAACCAGUUGAAAGCCUGGAACAGACGUAGCGCCAUUAAGAUAAGGGUGAUGCGUACCUACUGUGUAAUGGAAAGGAGAGGCUCUACUCAGAUCAAGAGCAGAGAGGUCAUCUUUCAUGACGAAGAGGGGACUGUUAUGCAUGCCCAUAUCCCCAACGACAUCCUUCCUAAAUUCAUGAACAGUUUUGUUGAAGGGUCUGUGUAUUGUGUCAAAAACUUUUUUGUGGUAGCCAACUGGCAUACUUAUAAAACCAGUAUGCAUGACUACAUGUUGCAAUUCAAUGGUGAGACUAUUAUGAAAGAAUAUAGGUCUGCAAAUUUCCCUAGACACAUGUACAGAAUCAGGUCAUUCCAAAGUUUGAUCCCUAGACACAUGUACAGAAUCAGGUCAUUCCAAAGUUUGAGGACUAGACACAUGUACAGAAUCAGGUCAUUCCAAAGUUUGAGGAAUACCCCAAGCAUAAAUGACAAAGAGCUGUUUGAUUUGAUUGGUCGAGUUGUUCAAAUACAUGCUCCACAACAGAAGACCAUCAAUGGCAAUGAUGCUAGACUAAUUGAUUUUGUUAUAGAAGAUGCACAGGGUAAUCGUCUAACCUGUACUUUUUGGGAUGACCAUGUUGCCAAGAUUGAGCCUUUCUAUGAAUCUCCUGGUAAUGAGCCACUGUAUGUGCUGAUCCAGUUCUGUAGACUGAAGUUUGGUGUUAGAGAUGGUGAUGUAAAAAUCUGCUCCUCCUAUGAUGUCACUCAAAUUCACUUUAAUAUUGAUUGUCCUGAAAUGCAGCAGUUUAAAGAAAGUAUGACAGAGCUGUCACAGCUUACACCGAUGAGGAGUAUAGCUUCCAUGUCUAGCAUGAGUUUCACAAACACUCAUGAUGAUUCGAGCACUCAAUCUCUGGAGCUGACUACUAUUAAUGACCUCUACGACACUGAAGAUUUUGGUGACUUUUGGAUAGCUGCAAGGGUAAAUGGUGUGGAAAAACCAAGUGAUUGGUUCUAUAUUUCCUGUCCUAAGAAGGGUUGCAAUAAAGCACUCAAACUUUCUGAGGGUGUCAAUAAGUGUUUCAAAUGUAAUGAAAUCCCUGAUGGUAGUGUUAGAAAGUAUAAACUUAGAUUGCGUGUAGUUGAUAUGAAGGGUACUGCAUCCUUUUUGAUAUGGGAUAGGGAAUGUGUGGAUUUGCUAGGUAUUCCAGCAGAAGACCUAUAUGAAAGGAACUUGAAUAACCUUGGACGUGUAAAGGAGAUACAUGAACUCAAAGGGAGGACAAUGCUUUUCAAGAUUUCAGCAAAAAAGGAACACUACGUUCGUCGUAAUAUCCCAUUUCCUGUAGUGAAGAUUAAAACUGAUCAGUUACUGCUGCAACAACUCUGCCCUGAUCUUCUAGCUUUAGAUGAAAAUGACUUUAACUCUGACGGACCUAGCAGCGAGGGGGAUGAUAAAUUUAUGGAGGGGUUUGAGAGUGAUGAGGGGGAGAGUCCGGUUGCUCUGUUGCCUCCAACGAGUAGUACAGAUUGUACUACUGAUGGACCUGUCAAGCGUUGUUUGCUUGAUUCAUUCUCCUCAACCAAGGGUGGAAAGAAAGUGAAGCAAUCUCAUGUCAAGCUAGAGAAGAUCGAUUGA
Messenger RNA from Ipomoea triloba (trilobed morning glory), 1638 nucleotides. RefSeq lists its product as uncharacterized. The transcript is spliced from 9 exons. The record is from RefSeq and is a predicted model, not a curated record. Bases 1 to 1638 code for a protein of 545 amino acids. Lineage: Eukaryota; Viridiplantae; Streptophyta; Magnoliopsida; Solanales; Convolvulaceae.